UUACUUCUUUUUCUGCAUGGAUUUCCAGGUGGAGAUUGAAAAAUUGGACUACCACCACUAUUUGCCACUGUUUUUCGAUGGAUUAUGUGAAAUGCAAUUUCCUUAUGAGUUUUUUGCUCGGCAAGGCAUCCAUGACAUGUUGGAGCAUGGUGGGAACAAGAUCCUUCCUGUCAUUCCUCAACUCAUUAUUCCAAUAAAAAAUGCGCUGAACCUUCGAAACCGACAGGUCAUCUGCAUCACGCUCAAAGUCCUUCAGCACCUGGUGGUGUCAGCUGAUAUGGUGGGGGAAGCUUUAGUGCCCUAUUAUCGGCAGAUUCUCCCUAUUUUAAACAUCUUUAAGAAUAAGAAUGUGAAUUCUGGCGAUGGCAUUGACUACAGCCAGCAGAAGCGAGAAAAUAUUGGAGACUUGAUUCAAGAAACACUGGAAGCUUUUGAGCGCUAUGGUGGUGAAGAUGCCUACAUAAACAUAAAAUACAUGGUCCCAACUUAUCAGUCAUGCCUGUUAAAUUAACAAGAAUGAUGCCAUGAGCAUUUUUCAACUCUGUCUGAUGUUUUGGUACUCAUUCCAUCCCCCACCCCAUCCCCAAUUUAUUAAAAAAAAAAGCAGCUUCUGGGACCUUAGACUCUUUAGCUCUUCAGUACAAAUGUGAGCCUGUCUUUCCGAUGCAUAAAUAGUGCCUGUUUCUUGGAUUACAAUGGUGUGCUGUGCUUAUUUGUUUGGUGAAAGAAUUGCUUCUUUAUCACAAAAGCAGAGCAGAGCGGGUGUCAGAGUCAAACCUUCAUUUGUACGGACAAUAAAACUAUAAUUUUCAUACGCAA
This is a messenger RNA of Crotalus tigris (Tiger rattlesnake), 819 nucleotides long. Its product is annotated as parkin coregulated gene protein homolog. The coding region runs from base 17 to 511 and encodes 164 amino acids. The record is from RefSeq and is a predicted model, not a curated record. The transcript has 3 exons. Gene Ontology annotation, cellular component: neuron projection; cytosol; vesicle. Gene Ontology annotation, molecular function: Hsp90 protein binding; Hsp70 protein binding. NCBI's taxonomy places the organism in Eukaryota, Metazoa, Chordata, Lepidosauria, Squamata, Viperidae.